AUGCAGAUGAAGCAGAUUCUCGCCCUGGCUGUGUCCAUCGCGACCGCUGAGGCCGCCUACAAGGGUUUCAACUACGGUUCUACCAACGAGGAUGGCAGCACCCGCUACAAGGCCGACUUCGUCGCCCAGUUCAAGAACGCUAAGAACCUCAUUGGCACUUCCGGCUUCACCAGCGCUCGUCUCUACACUAUGAUCCAGGAGGGUACUACCAACACUCCCAUUGAGGCCAUCGAGGCUGCUAUUGAGGAGGAGACUUCCUUGCUCCUGGGUCUCUGGACCUCCGGUGGUAACAUCGACAACGAGAUCGCUGCCCUCAAGUCCGCCAUCGAGACCUACGGUACCUCCUUCACCAAGCUGGUUGUCGGUAUCUCCGUCGGUAGCGAGGAUCUUUACCGUAACUCCGUCACUGGUGUUGAGUCCGAUGCUGGCGUCGGUAUGAACCCCGAUGACCUGAUCACUUGCAUCGAGUCCGUUCAGUCCGCCAUCUCCGGCACCUCCCUCAGCAGUGCCACCAUCGGUCACGUCGACACCUGGGACGCCUGGACCAACACCUCCAACUCCGAGGUUAUCAGCAAGAUCGACUGGCUCGGCUUCGAUACCUACCCCUACUACCAGACCACCGAUGAGAACGCUAUCGACAACGCCGCCAACCUCUUCAACGAGGCUGUCGCCAAGACCAAGGCUGUCGCUAACGGCAAGGAGAUCUGGGUCACCGAGACCGGUUGGCCCGUCAGCGGUCCCUCCGAGGGUGAGGGUGUUGCUUCGCUCGCCAACGCUAAGAAGUACUGGGACCAGGUUGGUUGCGCUCUCUUCGAUGUCACCAACACCUGGUGGUACAUCAUGCAGGAUUACGGUGCCAGCCCCAGCUUCGGUCUCGUCGGUGAGACCCUGAGCACCACCCCCCUGUUCGACCUGACCUGCAACACCACCUCCACCAGCACUAGCACCUCCAGCAGCAGCACCGCUACCACCAAGUCUUCCUCCGGCUCCGGCGCCACCGUCUCUGGUUUCUCUGUCGGUCGCCACGGUAACAACGGCACCGCCGCUGUCUCUGGCUUCGCUUCCUCCGCUUCUUCCACUCCCCUGGCUACCGCCUCUGCUGGCUCCAGCUCCGGUUCCUCCAGCUCCAGCUCCGGCUCCGGCUCCAGCUCUUCCGGCUCCGGCUCCUCCAGCUCCGGCUCCACCACCGGUAGCUCCGCCUCUGCCUCCUCCACUGCCUACACUGGCGCUGCUUCCCGCCCCGCUGGCUCCAUCUUCGGUGCCAUCGUCGCCGCUGCCGCCCUUGCCUUCGCUGUCUAA
Molecule: messenger RNA, 1299 nt
Organism: Penicillium verhagenii
Lineage: Eukaryota; Fungi; Ascomycota; Eurotiomycetes; Eurotiales; Aspergillaceae
Gene: bgt2
Product: GPI-anchored beta-1,3-endoglucanase EglC
Exons: 1
Coding region: 1-1299 (432 amino acids)
Biological process (GO): cell wall organization; carbohydrate metabolic process
Cellular component (GO): fungal-type cell wall; cell surface; extracellular region
Molecular function (GO): glucan endo-1,3-beta-D-glucosidase activity; 1,3-beta-glucanosyltransferase activity
Source: RefSeq, a predicted model, not a curated record